AUGACAAUUGUCGCAGUGGCCGUCCCUAGCCUCUCCACUCAAUUCAAACAACUCAACGACAUUGGAUGGUACUCAGCAUCCUACCAGCUAGUCGGCUGCUGUUUCAUCUUCUUUUUCGCGCGUUUGUACACAGUAUUCUCAAUGAAAACUAUCUUCCUGGUCUCCAUGUCCCUAUUUGAGCUCGGCUCGCUCCUCUGCACCAUCGCCCCGACCAGUGCGACGUUCAUCAUCGGCCGCGCUGUUGCAGGCCUAGGCAGCAGCGGUAUCCAGACAGGCGGCAUUGUGCUGCUGACCAGUUGUUUACCCGUGCAUAAGCGGCCCUUCUGGACCGGUGUCAUAGGCGCAGGCGCAAACGUAGCCCUGUUGAUCGCUCCCCUGAUUGGCGGCGUGCUAAUCGACGCUUUCUCCUGGCGGGCCUGUUUCGGAAUCAAUCUGCCCAUCGGGGCCGUCACAAUCGGGCUCAUCGCAUACGGGUUUCAAAUGCCCGCGAAUCCCCCACACGCAGCCGAAUUGACUGUGUUGGAAAAGUGCAAGCGGCUCGAUAUCCCAGGGACUCUUGUGUUUGUGCCUGCCAUCGUCUGCCUUUUAAUCGGGUUGCAAUGGGGCGGUGUUAAAUACAGUUGGGGCAAUGCGCGGGUAAUUGCGCUCUUGGUGCUCUUUGUCGUCCUCAUUGGCGUAUUUGCGUACAUGCAGUAUCGCCAGAAGGAAGAAGCUACUCUUCCCCCGCGCAUUAUGACGCAGCGCAGUAUCUUGGCUGGGGCUUGGUUCAAUGCUUGUACCAAUGGCAUUCUCGCUGUUACUGAAUACUACAUGUCGAUAUAUUUUCAGGGAGUAUGUGGAUUUAGUGCGACGAAAUCUGGUGCUAUGGGCUUGUCGCUAUUUGCGGGCAUGGCUCUGACGGGUCUCACGGCCGGGGCCGGGACUGCACGGAUAGGGUAUUAUUACCCUUUUAUGAUCAUUAGCUCAGUUCUUACGCCCAUUGCCUCCGGAUUACUCACCACGAUCGAAUAUAAUGGCACCCUGAUUAAAACCAUCUUUCUCCUGGCCUUUCUCGGGGCCAGCGUGGGCCUUGGUCUUCAAGCGCCAGUGUUCGCCGUACAGACGGUUCUCCCAGACAAGGACAUCGCUUUAGGAGUCGCAGUCACCGCGUUCACCGGGUUUCUCGCAUCGUCGCUUUUUGUCUCGGUCUCUGCAGUCCUGUUUCAGAGCCGAUUGGCCAUUGAAGUGGAACAGUAUGCGCCGGGAACUAAUCAGAGCAUCUUCGAUCAGGGAGGUUUGGCGGAUGUGAGAGAGCAGAUUGGGCCUGCUAGGCUCGGUGCUGUGCUUUCUGGGUAUGAUCAGGCGGUUAUUCAGACGCUUUAUAUCCCUGUUGCGUUGGCUUCUUUGUCAAUUUUGGCGAGUGUUGCAAUGGAGAGAAAGAGUGUUAAAAAAACUCAGUGA
Penicillium longicatenatum is the source of this 1440-nucleotide messenger RNA. RefSeq lists its product as uncharacterized. Gene Ontology annotation, molecular function: transmembrane transporter activity. NCBI's taxonomy places the organism in Eukaryota, Fungi, Ascomycota, Eurotiomycetes, Eurotiales, Aspergillaceae. The coding region runs from base 1 to 1440 and encodes 479 amino acids. The record is from RefSeq and is a predicted model, not a curated record. The transcript has 2 exons. Gene Ontology annotation, biological process: transmembrane transport.